Messenger RNA from Saimiri boliviensis boliviensis (Bolivian squirrel monkey), 4058 nucleotides. RefSeq names its product family with sequence similarity 83 member B (gene SACK1B). Gene Ontology annotation, molecular function: protein kinase binding. NCBI's taxonomy places the organism in Eukaryota, Metazoa, Chordata, Mammalia, Primates, Cebidae. Gene Ontology annotation, biological process: signal transduction. Gene Ontology annotation, cellular component: cytoplasm; membrane. The record is from RefSeq and is a predicted model, not a curated record.
GCGGGCGCGCGGCGGCGGGCGCGGCUGCGCGCGGCUCGGGACGCUCCUGGCGAUACUUCUCACCACUGCAUGAGCGGACAUUUGACAGUGCCAUCGCCAAACACUUGCAAGCAUGGAGACCUCAUCAAUGCUUUCCUCAUUGAAUGAUGAGUGUAAAUCUGACAACUACAUUGAGCCUCACUACAAGGAAUGGUAUCGAAUAGCCAUUGAUGUUCUGAUUGAACGUGGGUUAGAAGCAUACCAAGAAUUUCUUGCCCGGGAACAAGUUUCAGACUUUCUUGCUGAGGAAGAAAUUAAUUAUAUUUUGAAAAAUGUCCAGAAAGUUGCACAGAGCACAGCACAUGGUACUGAUGAUUCCUGUGAUGAUACAUCAUCUUCAGGGACUUACUGGCCUACUGAGUCUGAUGUGGAAGCUCCAAAUCUUGACUUAGGCUGGCCAUACGUGAUGCCUGGACUCUUAGGGGGUACCCAUAUAGAGCUCCUUUUUCAUCCACCAAGAGCACAUCUACUUACAAUAAAGGAAACUAUUCGGAAGAUGGUUAAAGAAGCAAGAAAGGUCAUUGCUUUAGUGAUGGAUAUAUUUACAGAUGUGGACAUUUUCAAAGAAAUAGUUGAGGCAUCAACUCGAGGAGUAUCUGUAUACAUUCUGCUUGAUGAGUCCAAUUUUAAUCAUUUUCUAAAUAUGACUGAGAAACAAGGGUGUUCAGUUCAGCGUCUCAGGAAUAUUCGAGUGCGAACAGUAAAAGGCCAAGAUUAUCUUUUUAAAAUGGGGGCAAAAUUCCAUGGAAAAAUGGAACAGAAAUUUUUGUUAGUUGACUGCCAGAAAGUGAUAUACGGUUCUUACAGCUAUAUGUGGUUAUUUGAGAAAGCUCACCUCAGCAUGGUUCAGAUAAUCACAGGACAACUUGUUGAGUCUUUUGAUGAAGAAUUUAGAACUCUCUAUGCCAGAUCCUCUGUCCCCAGUUCAUUUGCUCAGGAAGAAUCAGCAAGGGUGAAGCAUGGCAAAACCCUCUGGGAAAAUGGCACUUACCAGCAUUCAAUUUCUUCAUUAGCAUCUGUUUCCAGCCAAAGAAACCUUUUUGGUAGACAAGACCAGAUUCAUAAACUAGAUUCUAGUUACUUCAAAAACAGAGGAAUAUACACUUUAAAUGAGCAUGACAAAUAUAACAUAAGAAAUCACGGAUACAAACCUCAUUUUGUUCCAAACUUUAAUGGUCCAAAUGCAAUACGUCAAUUUCAACCCAGUCAGAUCAAUGAAAACUGGAAAAGACAUAGUUAUGCUGGGGAACAGCCAGAAACAGUGCCAUACCUCCUACUUAAUAGGGCUCUGAAUAGAUCCAAUAAUCCACCUGGUAAUUGGAAAAGACCUUCUGAUAGUCUCAGUGUGGCAUCCUCAUCACGGGAAAGCUAUGCACACCACCGCAACACACCUGCCCAGAGUUUUGCCAAUCGGCUUGCACAGAGAAAAACAACUACUCUUGCAGACAGAAAUUCAAAUGUUCGGAGGUCUUUUAAUGGGACAGAUAAUUAUACUCGCUUUUUGCAACAACGAAUGCCAACCCUUGAACAUACCACAAAGUCAUUUCUGCGUCACCGGAGAAUUGAAUCCUACUUAAAUGAUCAUUCAGAAGCUACACCGGACUCAAAUGGAUCAGCUUUAGGUGACCAAUUUGAGGGCUAUGAUAGUCCUGAGAAUUUGAAGGCCAAUGCCCUUUAUACUCAUUCUCGGCUUCGUACCUCUUUAGUAUUUAAACCCACUUUACCUGAGCAAAAGGAAGUCAAUAGUUGUACAACUGGCUCCUCAAAUUCAACUAUCAUUGGUUCUCAGGGAAGUGAGACACCUAAAGAGGUCCCAGACACUCCUACGCAUGUACAGCACUUGACAGACAAACCCUUGCCAGAAUCAACUCCAAAGCUCCCUUCACAGUCAGAGGCACCAAAAAUGCACACCUUGCAGGUUCCUGAAAACCACUCAAUAGCCUUAAAUGAAACGACAAACGGCCAUACAGAAUCAAAUAACUAUAUAUAUACAAACUUGUGUGUAAAUAAGCAGACAGAAAAUCUAAAGAAUCAACAGAAUGAGAAUCUGCUUAAAAGACGAAGUUUCCCAUUAUUUGACAACUCAAAAGCCAACUUAGAUCCUGGAAAUAGUAAGUAUUGUGUAUAUAGUACACUUACCAGGAAUCGAGUUAGACAACCAGAAAAGCCCAAAGAAGAUUUACUGAAAAGUUCUAAAAGUAUGCACAAUGUAACUCAUAAUAUGGAGGAGGAUGAGGAGGAAGUUACCAAGAGAAACCCUCCAAGCAGCACUACUACCAAAUCAAUUUCCAUUGCUGCUUUACUUGAUAUGAAUAAAGAGGAAUCCAACAAAGAACUCGCUUCAAAGAAGGAAGUUAAGGGUUCCCCAAGUUUUUUGAAAAAGGGGUCUCAGAAGUUAAGGUCAUUACUUAGCCUUACCCCAGAUAAGAAAGAAAAUCUAUCCAAAAAUAAAGCACCUGCCUUUUAUAGAUUGUGUAGUAGCUCUGACACUUUAGUUUCUGAGGGUGAAGAAAAUCAAAAACCAAAGAAAUCAGAUACAAAAGUUGAUUCAUCUCCUAGAAGAAAGCAUUCUUCCUCAUCCAACUCUCAAGGCAGCAUCCACAAAAGUAAGGAAGAUGUCACAGGUAGCCCAUCUCAAGGGAUAAAUGCUCCAUCAGAUGAAAAUAAAAGAACACCUUCUCCAGGCCCAGUUGAAAGCAAGUUCUUGGAAAGGGCAGGAGAUGCCUCUGCCCCAAGAUUUAACACUGAACAGAUCCAAUACCGAGAUUCAAGGGAGAUUAAUGCAGUUGUUACUCAUGAGAGAAGACCAACUUCUUCUCCAAGGCCAACACCCAGUGAGCUUCUACGAACUCAUUCAACUGACCGACGUGUUUACAGUCGCUUUGAGCCAUUUUGUAAGAUUGAGAGCUCUAUUCAACCAGCAAGCAACAUGCCAAAUACAAGUAUAAAUCGCUCAGAAAUAAAAUCUGCGACUAUGGGCAACAGUUAUGGCAGGUCUAGUCCAAUGCUUAAUUACAACACUGGCGUUUAUCACUCAUAUCAACCGAAUGAGAACAAAUUUCGCGGAUUUAUGCAAAAGUUUGGAAACUUUAUACACAAAAAUAAAUAGCUAUUAAAAUGCAAAGUGAAUGAGGCUAUAAGUAUUUGUCCAAAGAAAAUUGUGAACAGUCUUUGUAACAUGCCAAUAGAUUUCCCUAAGAACAGAAUGAUGUACGGUAUGAAGUAUAUGUUCACCAGUGUACUAUAUAAAGUUAUUUUUCUGUGUGGUAAAGUUAGGGUCUGCUGUAGAUAGAAUUUCUCUGUAAACACAUAAUUUGUAAGUGGUAAUGGUAAAAAUAUCAGAUAUAUUUAAAUCAUUUUCUUUAGACUGAAGAUCUUAAGUCUCACUUAGAGACUUUUGUGGAUUAUGUUUGGUGUAUGGAUUUUAACCAUUUCCUUUUAAAAAGGUCAUACUACCCUCGGUAAUCCUUUAUAAUAUGUCUUUAUAGUGUUUUCAUAUCUUCAAAAAUAUAAACAAAUGAGACAAAGCCUUUUUAAAAUUAACUUUAAAUUCUAUAGGAUAACUUGUUAUAUUUUGUUAGUAUUAAUUUUUCUGUGGGGCAUUGUACAGCUAUUUGGGCAACAGCAGUACCAUUUAAACUAUUUUUUUUUUUUUUAAUUUUUCCUGAAGUGUUUGCAAAGUAUCGUCCUCAUGUAGUAUAAUGACAUUCAUAGAAAUUUAUUUUCCUAAGCCUUUGAAAACUGUCUGGGAUGUGCUUUCUCUACUCUGGACCCAGGGAGCUACACUCCUCUCAUCCUUAGGCUGCUGAUUUUUUUAUAGUCAUUCCUUAAUUCACAUUUAUAACAAACCAGUAGGAAUUUAGAAAAUCUGAAUGAUUACCCCUCCUUUAUCUAUUGUAUAAAAGCUUUUAGAAACGUAAAAUUCUGCCUUAAUUUUUGUUAGAUUGCCGUGAUAAUGCUAAGAGUUCUUGCUUUUGAAAAUUCUUGAUUUUUUUUUUUUUUAAUGGAAUCUCACUGUA